This is a messenger RNA of Botrytis deweyae, 735 nucleotides long. RefSeq lists its product as uncharacterized. The transcript has 4 exons. The record is from RefSeq and is a predicted model, not a curated record. The coding region runs from base 1 to 735 and encodes 244 amino acids. Gene Ontology annotation, biological process: mycotoxin biosynthetic process. Lineage: Eukaryota; Fungi; Ascomycota; Leotiomycetes; Helotiales; Sclerotiniaceae.
AUGGCAUCUGAAAGUAAACCAUUCUUAUUGGAUGAGGAAAUAUCAGAAGAUGAAAAACUUGGGAAUAGACAAGACAAUGCCAACCUAACUCUGAGAGUCGUCUUCCUACAUCUUUCACUCAUACUAUUAUAUACCAACAUUUUUUUACUCGCCCUACUCCGAUCAACUUGUCCAAUAUCAACCUCGAUUCAUCCUUUACCAGGUGUGAGGAUUCGAUAUGUACCAGUUGCUCCUCCCGAUCUCCCAUCGUCACCUUACGCUGGGCCUCCGAGCGAGUCGGUAGACCAAGCAUGGCAUGAUCUAUUGAAAGACAUGAAUAUACGGGUCACAGCUGAAGAAUUGGAAAAGAGGAAUCAAAAGUCCAUAUCUUUACCAGAAGGUGGUGGUCAUAUGGUCUGGAUUGGAGCUCACCAUCAACUGCAUUGCAUCAAAAUGCUUCGACGCUGGAACUAUCGGGAUCACUACUAUCCCAACAUAACAGACCCAACAAUUGAACAUUGGGAUAUCCAUGCAGAUCACUGUUUCGAUAUUUUACGCAGUGCAGUAAUGUGUCAAGGCGACACAACGCUUACAACUUUCGGAUGGGAAAAACUAUCCAAGCCACAGCCACACGUCAAACCGACAGAACAUCGAUGCGUGGAUUGGGACGCGCUAAUGGGUUCUCUCGCCGAUCGUGUAGUUGGUGAGGAAGAGAUGGCUGCGCUUGUAAAUCCUAGAUUGGAAGGGGGUGCAUAA